Molecule: messenger RNA, 1332 nt
Organism: Diachasmimorpha longicaudata
Lineage: Eukaryota; Metazoa; Arthropoda; Insecta; Hymenoptera; Braconidae
Product: odorant receptor 56a-like
Exons: 8
Coding region: 2-1243 (413 amino acids)
Biological process (GO): sensory perception of smell; detection of chemical stimulus involved in sensory perception of smell
Cellular component (GO): plasma membrane
Molecular function (GO): olfactory receptor activity; odorant binding
Source: RefSeq, a predicted model, not a curated record
GAUGGAACAUACAGGAAGGAAAGAACUUAUAGAAUCUUGUUUUAGAGACUGCGUUGGUGGUGAUGUACUCCUUCUACAAUGCAUGGGAUUAUACUCAAUGGGUAAUAUUUUUAGAGAUGAUAGACCACGGUGGUACUAUUGGGAAGUUAUACCAUACAGUAUUGGACUGGCAACAAUAACAUUUGCUCUUAUAUUCGACACACGUAAUGUGUACGAAACUGCUCAAGUUAAUUUGACGUUAUCCAUCGAGGUGGCUGCAGCUGUAUUUACAGUUUCUUUAGCUGUAUUCAAAGGAUAUCGUAUAUUCUUACGUCGAAAGGAGCUUUACGACAUAUUGGAAGUUUGCCACCAGCGAUGGAUUAUCCAAACAUCACGGAAUGCUAUAACAGAGAGUGCCAUCGAAAAUGCUAAGAAUGCACGGCUGCUCCGGAUAUGUUAUGCCCUAGCUAUUAUUGGAACUGCUGGAUCUUACAGCUUGCGUCCUUAUAUAUUGUACCUCAAAUUUUGGGUUUCUGAGACGAAUGAUUCUUUCGAUUUUUCGCAAACCGUCUAUCCGGCUCAUUAUCCUUUCAUAUUAAAUUCAUUUACGCCGUAUUUUUUGUGUACCGUGUGGGAGCAUAUGGGCUCAUAUUUUUUAGCUCUCUGGUGGAUAUCAGCGGACUGCCUUUUUACUCAAUUCUCCACAUAUUUUGCAAUUGAAUUCAAUAUACUUGCAAAUGAUAUUCGUCGCAUAGAUUUAACUACCAGGUCUACCAGUCCGACUAAUACGGUGAUAAUCGUGAAAGAAUUGAAGAGAAUUAUACGCGAGCAUGUUAAAUUAUUUUCAUAUGUUCAUGCGAUGGAAGACUGGUAUAAUCCAAUAAUUUUUGCUACUAUAUUACUCAAUGGACUGAACUUGUGCAGCCUCCUUUACAGUCUGCAAUAUACAAUCGCAGCAAAUAAUUGGAAAGAUGUCAUUAAAAAUACGAGUCAUGUAACUGCUAUAAUUAUGCAGACUAUUCUCUUUUGUUCAUAUGCUCAGUAUCUGAGUGAUGAGAUCAAUGGAUUCCGCCAAGCAGUUUAUGAAUGUUCAUGGACAAACUUCAAUCUACCAACACAGGCCAUUAUUUUAGUUAUAAUGAUCCACACAGAACGUGAUUACACGUUUUCAGCGUACGGAUUGUUUAAUUUAAAUAUGGGUCAAGUCACUACAAUAUUCAACACUGCAAUGAGAUUUUUGGCAAUGUUACGAAAUCUCACCUAAGUAACAUGUAUGAGCUUUUUUAGAAAAAUUUUGCUAGUAAUAUAUAUCUUUGUAGUCGAUAAUCCAAUAAACAAAUUGGUUGGGGUAAA